This is a messenger RNA of Penicillium malachiteum, 1041 nucleotides long. RefSeq lists its product as uncharacterized. The transcript has a single exon. The coding region runs from base 1 to 1041 and encodes 346 amino acids. Lineage: Eukaryota; Fungi; Ascomycota; Eurotiomycetes; Eurotiales; Aspergillaceae. The record is from RefSeq and is a predicted model, not a curated record. Gene Ontology annotation, biological process: transmembrane transport. Gene Ontology annotation, molecular function: transmembrane transporter activity.
AUGAAUCCUUCAUCCAGCCGCCCAGAUCCCAAUAGCGAAACCAUCCCAACAGCCUUGGAGCCCGGUGAGACAACCCCUCUCCUUCCUAAAGACUUCCAAGAUCGACAGUCAAACGUCCUUCCCCGAAAGAGACUCUUGGUCGUCAUCCCGGCCUUAUCUCUAGUGCAUUUUACCUCCUUCAUCGACCAAACUGCCAUUUCAACCACCUUGCCAUCCAUCGCAGCAGCCCUAAAUGCAGGGUCUUCUAUUUCCUGGGUCGGAACGAGCUUCUUGACGACGAGCACGAGUAUACAGCUGAUCAACGGUCGCUUGUCGGAUAUCCUUGGGCGAAAAACAUGUCUGAUUACAGCUCUCACUAUCAUGGGCGUUGGAAACCUUCUCUCUGGUUUUUCUCAGAAUGCCGGACAACUAUACGCAGCGCGAGCGUUGAGCGGGUUUGGAGCGGGUGCGCUGAACGCGCUUGUUCAGAUUACCAUCUCAGAUAUCACGCGACUUGAUCAACGAGGCUAUUAUUUUGGGAUGCUAGGUGUGGCGGUCGCGUUGGGGAAUGGACUUGGACCUGUGAUUGGGGGUCUGUUCACUGAGCGGAUAACCUGGCGAUGGGCUUUUUGGUUCAUAUGUCCCCUAACAGUGUCAGCGGUGGGCCUGUUGGCUAUUGUUUUGCCAGCAGUGGCAACUGCAGAUAAUAUUGGACACAAACUCAAGAUGCUUGAUUGGCUUGGGGUGCUGACAAGCAUGGUUGCCGUGAUCUUGAUACAGGUGAAGUUGCACCGAUUACCCAAGAGCGAGUUGCAUAGUAUACUGACAUCAAGCUGCGUACAGAUUCCCAUAUCGCAAGGAGGGUCAGCUCUGCCGUGGAACUCACCACUAAUUAUUGGCAUGUUGAUAUGCGGUGUUCUUCUGUUCCUUGCCUUCCUGAUAAUCGAAUGGCGUCUAGUUGAACUACCCAUUCUUCCAAGUAGGUCAGAUAUCGUCAAUAUUGGCUACUUGCAUCCAUUUCUAACUACGGAUUUCCGGCUUAGUGCGAUUGUUUCAGUAUAA